AUGGGGCCGUGCCGGUGGCCGCUGCUCUGGGGCUUCCACGCGGUGCUGGUGCAGGUCGCCGCGCUCACGGCGGGGCAGCGCCCGCAGGAGAGGAGCCCCCCGCGGCCGGCGGGAUGGUCCCCGGCCCCCUCAUCCUCGUGGGCGCCCACCGCGGAGCCGGGAGCGCCGGGGGACAGCGAGGGCUCGGCGGCAGCGCUGGCGUUCCUGCGCACGGGCGAUGCCGAGCGCCUGGCCCGGGCCAACUGCAGCGGGGCCGUCGCGGCGGGGGCCCCCGGGCCCGGGCCCCCCCCGGCGCUGCGGGCAGCCCUGAGAGCCGCCCCCGAGGCGCUGGCCCACGCCGCCAACUUCCUCAACAUGCUCUUCCAGACCAACGACAUCCGCGAGGCCAGCGUGGCCGAGGACGUGGAGUGGUACCAGGCGCUGGUCCGCAGCCUGGCCGAGGGGCACCCGUGGGUGCGCAGGGCGGUGCUGGCCCUCGACGCCCACCCGCUGGCCCCCAAGCCCCGGCUGAUGCUGCAGGCCACCAAGGGGGACGGGCAGAUCCUGCUGCAGGACGUGUCCAAUGCCGCUCCCAGCCUGGGCAACCUCAGCUGGGACAACGAGUGGUUCAACGCCCUCAAGUCGCAGCGGGUCCCGGCGCUCCGCAAGCGGGUGCUCAGCAAUGACCUGCGCAGCCUGGAGACCCCCAAGUGGCAGCGGGGGGACAGCUACGUGGGGGACGCGGGCCACGUGCGCUGGUCCCCGCCGUUCCUGGAGUGCCGCGAGGGCCGCUUCCUGCCCACCUGGGCCGUCACGCUCUCCUCCGCCUUCUACGGGCUCAAGCCCGACCUCAGCCCCGAGUUCAAGGGGGUCGUGCGGGUGGACGUGGAGCUGCGGGACGUGGCCAUCGACCAGUGCUCCAGCGGGCCGGGCUGGUUCUCGGACACGCAUCGCUGUGACCUCAACAGCACCCAGUGUGUCCCCCAGGAGAGCCGCGGCUUCGUCCUCGGGAGGUACCUGUGCAGGUGCAAGCCGGGUUUCUAUGGGACCGGCGGAGUGGCCAGCGGUGCCUGGGCAGGUGUGGCAGGGACAGAGGGGGGGUCCCGGCUGGGGUGCCAGCCGUGCCGCCCAGGCUGUGCCACCUGUGAGGACGACACGCCCUGCCUGAUCCAGGAGGACCAGGUGCUGCGGGCAGCGGUGCUGUCGUGCCAGGCCUGCUGCAUGCUGGCCAUCUUCCUCAGCAUGCUCGUGUCCUACCACUUCCGACGGAGCAAGAGGAUCCGGACAUCAGGAAUCAUCCUGCUGGAGACCAUCCUCUUUGGGUCCCUCCUCCUCUACUUCCCUGUGUUCAUCCUGUACUUCAAGCCGAGCAUCUUCCGCUGCAUCGUCCUGCGCUGGGUGCGGAUGCUCGGCUUCGCCAUCGUCUACGGCACCAUCACCCUCAAGCUCUACAGGGUGCUGAAGGUGUUCCUGUCGCGCACGGCGCAGCGCGCUCCCUACGUGUCGAGCGGGCGGGUGCUGCGGCUGCUGGCGCCCAUCCUGCUGCUGGUGCUGUGGUUCCUGGCCGCCUGGACCAUCGGCAUGCUGGAGAACGCCCGCAAGAACAUCCCGCUGGUCAUCCGCGCCCAGACCAGCCGCGGCCUCCACUUCUCCCUCUGCGGCCACGACUGCUGGGAUUACAUGAUGGUCAUUGCCGAGAUGCUGUUCCUGCUCUGGGGCAGCUUCCUGUGCUACGCCACGCGUGCCGUGCCCUCGGCCUUCCACGAGCCCCGCUACAUGGGCAUCGCCCUCCACAACGAGCUGAUGGUCUCUGCCACCUUCCACGUGGUCAGGUUCCUGAUUGUCCCCUCGCUGCACCCGGACUGGACUCUGCUGCUCUUCUUCGCUCACACCCACGGCACCAUCACCAUGACCCUGGCCCUGCUCUUCAUUCCCAAGUUCCUGCACACGGGCUCGCCGCUGCGGGAGGAGAUCACGGCCGAGGUGUACGAGGACGAGCUGGACAUGCGGCGCUCGGGCUCCUGCAUGAACAGCAGCAUCGCGUCCGCCUGGAGCGAGCACAGUCUCGACCCCGAUGACAUUCGGGAGGAGCUGAAGAAGCUUUACCGACAGCUAGAGGUGCACAAGACGUGGCGGAUGGCGACCAACAAUCCGCACCUGGCCAAGAAGCGCAGCUCCCGCCGCAGCCUCGCCCGCUCCAUCCUGCGCCGCAGCGGUGCCGAGCUGGCCGAGAGCGCGUCCCGCCGCAGCAGCGGCGGGGACCGGGCGGGGACCCCGUCCCGCCGCAGCUCCUCGGCCAAGCGGCUCGUGGAUGCCGCCGGGACCAGCCUGAGGAUGCGGGACGAGAGCUCCCGGCGCCGCUCCUCAGCGCUGCGCAAGUCCCGCAGCUCCGAGGGGCCCCCGCGGGAGCCCCGCCGAGGGUCGCCCAGCCCCAGCCCGCCCGAGGAGCCUCGGCCGGCGGCGGUGACCGACUUGGAGCAAUCCGACAGCGACUCGCUGGACGCCGCCCCGCUCCUGUGCAAAUCGGCCAGCGCCCAAAACCUGGCGGGGCACUGGCAGCGACCCCCGGGCCGCGCCCCGCCGCUGCAGAAGUCGCACAGCGUUGUCACCGGGGCGCGGGAAGCGGCGCUGCUGGCCGCCCGCAGGGCCGCCCGCGACCAGUGGCACGGCGGCCGCCACCUCUCCGCGCCGGCCCCGGGGGUCCCCAGCGACACCGCGACAGCCCCGAGCCCCGCCGAGAGGGGCCCGCAGGAGGACGCGGCCGCGCCGGGCGAUGCCAAGGGCCACAAACAUGUCACCUACGCGCCCAUCAAGAGCGUCAGCGUGGACAGCGCCCACCCGGGCAGGAAGGUGCGGGUGACCGUGAAGAAAACCCCCCCUCCGCCCCCCGUCCGCUACCAGAGCCUGCAGCGCUCGGGGACGCUCGGGGACGGCCCGGAGCCACCCCCGGGCCCCCCGGCACAGGCGGGAGAGGCGCGGGGGACAGCAGGGGACGACCCGGAGCGCGCGUCCCCCCCGGCAGGGAAGGGCGGGCUGCUGACCCCGACCGCCGCCCCGGCACACGUCUGCCCCUGGGAGCUGGUCCAGGACGAGAUCCUGGGCAGGAAACAAAAAGCGGCCGAGGCAGCGGAGUCGGGGACCCCCGGUGACACAGCGGCCACCAGCCCCGGCCCCAAGCCGCCCCCCACGAAGAGCUUCCGCAGCCUGGGACUCGCCAUCAAAGCCCUCAACCGCUCCAGGGGGAAGAGCAUCCUGAAAGGGAAAAGCGAGGGGAGCCUCAGGAAGAGGGGGAGCAGCAGGAGGGAGAAGUCCGGCCUGGCAGAGGCCUCGGCCGGGUCCCUGGGGGGGGUCAGCCCCGAGGGGAGCGGGCAGAGCCUCGAGGCCCCCGCCCUCCAGCACAACAACAACGCCGCCACCCCCGGGGAAGCCGCGGACUGGGGCGACAGCGGGGCAGGAGGACAAUGGGACAGCCUGGCCGCGGGGACAGGCGAUGGGGACAAAGCGGCAGAGGAGCCCAGCGCUGCCCGAGGGGACGCGGGGACUGGUCUGGAGCCACCCAGCGCGGGCCAGCAAGGAGCUGAAUGUCCCCCGGAGGUGGCACGGGGACAGCCCCAGGAAGGGGACGAAGCUCCGGCAGCGGAUCUGGAGGACGUUGCUAAGGUCACAGCGGAGGAAGGGACACUUGAGGAGCUCGAGAGGACCGGCAGGUCCUUCCAGCCCCGGGACCCCCCGGAGGAGGAGCAGCGACCCGCAAAGCCCACCCCGAGCAGCGGGGCCGAGGUUUGUCCGCCCCGAUGGCUCGGAAUGCCGGCAGGAAGGGGAGCCUUGCUGCGCCAGGAGGCGAUCGCUCUCCGGGAGGACGGAGGGACCCCAGAGAGCCCGGACAGGGCGCUGGGAGAGGGGAGCAGCCAGCCCGAGCCCGAGCCGGGCCCUGGAAGGAGCCGGAGCGGGGCCGGGAGCGCGCAGGGAGAGCUCAGGGCUGCGGGAACGCGGGCAGAUCCCAGCUCCAGAGCAGGAACCUGCCCGGGGAAGGGCGGCACUGAGGGGGAUUCUCAGCGCUCUCCGGGAAUGGAAAAAGCACCAGGGCUGCCGAAAGUGGCCCCGGAGCAAGCGGAGGGCAGGAGGGCUGAGGUGUGCCCGUGGGACAGCCGGGAACAGGGAAGGAGUGUCCGAGCAGAAAUCUGCCCCUGGGACACAGAGGGGGCUCUGCCGGAGCAGGGACCCCCCAAAGCUGGAGGUGUGGAACAGCCUGGGAUGGGGCUCGCAGGGAAAGCCCCAGCUCUGCCCAAACCCUCACCCCAGCGGGCUGGAACCACGGAGACCAAAAAGGCAAACAUCUGUCCCUGGGAGGUGGAGGAUGAGCCGCGCCCAAAACCAGAGAUCUGCCCCUGGGAAGAGGCUGCAGCUCCGUCAGGGAAAGAGAGAUUGAGGCAGGACACGCGUGGCACUCCCAAAGGGGAAGAAAAAGUGGGAUCCAGAGCACCAGAAAAAGGAAAGCAGCCCCCAGCCAAACCCCUGCCCAAAUCUCCUUCAGGGAGAUCCCAGAGAUCAGAGAAGGCAGAGAUCUGUCCCUGGGAGUCUCAGGGCUCUAAAUCCAGUGACAAAGCUGAGAUCUGCCCCUGGGAGACUCAGGGCUUUAAAUCCAGUGACAAAGCUGAGAUCUGUCCCUGGGAGUCUCAGGGCUCUAAAUCCAGUGACAAAGCUGAGAUCUGUCCUUGGGAGGUGGCUGAGCCUCAGCUGGAGAAAGGAACAGCCCCAGGAAAGGAGAGACUCCCACCAAGAGAAGCCUCCAAAGCUCUGGAGAAGGGAAGCAAAGACAGAGAGUCCAUCUGUCCCUGGGAGAGCCUGGACACGGAGCAGCCCCCGGCCAAACCCCUCACUGGGAGCUCAGCACUGCCCAAAGCAGCCCCAGGGAAAGCCCAGAGCCCAGAGAAGGCAGAGAUCUGUCCCUGGGAGUCUCAGGACAUUGAAUCCAGCAGCAAAGCUGAAAUCUGUCCCUGGGAGGUGGCUGAACAGCCCUCAGGUAAAGAGAAAUCCAGACAGGACAAAGAGGAUCCAUCCAGGGUGAGCAAAAGCCCUUCCACAAGUCAAAGACUCCUGAAGGAAGUGGGAGCCUCUUUCUCUUCUGGAAAGAAGGACCGAGAGUCCAUCUGUCCUUGGGAGAGCCUGGACACGGAGCAGCCCCCGGCCAAAGCCCUCACUGGGAGCUCAGCACUGCCCAAAGCAGCCCCAGGGAAAUCCCAGAGCUCGGAAAUCUGUCCUUGGGAGAGUCAGGACCUCAAAUCCAGUGACAAAGCUGAGAUCUGUCCUUGGGAGGUGGCUGAGCCUCAGCUGGAGAAGGGAACAGCCCCAGGAAAGGAGAAACUCCCAGCAAGAGAAGCCUCCAAAGCUCUGGAGAAGGGGAGCAAAGACAGAGAGUCCAUCUGUCCUUGGGAGAGCCUGGACACGGAGCAGCCCCAGGCCAAACCCCUCACCGGGAGCUCAGCACUGCCCAAAGCAGCCCCAGGGAAAUCCCAGAGCCCAGAGAAGGCAGAGAUCUGUCCCUGGGAGGUGGCUGAACCUCCCUCCCCGCAGCCAAAGGCUGUCCCUGCUGGGGGCCCCAGGGGGGACAAGCGCAUCACGCGCCAGGCAGCGCUGGCCAGCCCGGAGAGAUCCCUGGAGAGCAGAGACAGAGCGUCCGUCUGUCCCUGGGAGAGCCUGGACACACAGCAGCCCCCGGCCAAAGCCCUCACUGGGAGCUCAGCACUGCCCAAAGCAGCCCCAGGGAAAUCCCAGAGCCCAGAGAGCCUGAAGGAAGAGAUCUGUCCCUGGGAGUCUCAGGGCUCUAAACCCAGUGACAAAGCUGAGAUCUGUCCCUGGGAGUCUCAGGGCUCUAAAUCCAGUGACAAAGCUGAGAUCUGUCCCUGGGAGUCUCAGGGCUCUAAAUCCAGUGACAAAGCUGAGAUCUGUCCCUGGGAGUCUCAGGGCUCUAAAUCCAGUGACAAAGCUGAGAUCUGUCCCUGGGAGUCUCAGGGCUCUAAAUCCAGUGACAAAGCUGAGAUCUGUCCCUGGGAGGUGGCUGAGCCUCAGCUGGAGAAAGGAACAGCCCCAGGAAAGGAGAGACUCCCAGCAAGAGAAGCCCCCAAAGCUGUGGAGAAGGGGAGCAAAGACAGAGAGUCCAUCUGUCCCUGGGAGAGCCCGGACACGGAGGAGCUGCCCCUGAAAUCUGCAGUGGGGAAGGAGCCAUCCAAGAAAUCCGACAGCACAGAGAGCAGGAAACCCCAGAUUUGCCCCUGGGAAGCAGCAGACCCCAUUGGGCUGGAGGAGGAAAUCUCCCAGCCAGGUGUGCAGCCACAGGGAGCCCAAAGAGGUUCCCCUGCAGGGAUGGGACAGCCGGGAGCCAGCGCUGUGUCUCCAACACUUCUGGAAAAAUCCAGGGGCAGAUCCCAGGGGGAGCACAAGCCCCUGCGCCGGCUCCUGCCCAGCAUCCAGCAGCCAGGGGUGGGCAGCAGCUCCAGCCCUGGCGCUGGCCUGGCUGAGGUUUGUCCUUGGGAAGCUGGAGAGGCUCCAGCAGCACCGGCCAAGCCCGGCUGGGACCCGAGGAGAAGCUCGGAGGUGUGUCCGUGGGAGGAGGAGAGCACGGAGCCCUCCCGGACCCGCCCGGGGCAGGGCAGAGCCCGGGAUGGGGGCGGGCUGUGAGCGGAUCCCAGCGCCCGUGGCUCCAUCCAUCCAGCCGUGUGUCCAUCCCCUCCAUCCCUCCUGAUCCUCCCUGCCCAGCCCCGGAGCUGGACUGGGGGGUCUGGGCUGUGCGGCUGAAGGACCCGGUUGUGUAAUUUUGUGUAAAUACAGGAAAUAAACGGAAUUCUCUA
Haemorhous mexicanus (house finch) is the source of this 6827-nucleotide messenger RNA. RefSeq names its product G protein-coupled receptor 179 (gene GPR179). Gene Ontology annotation, biological process: G protein-coupled receptor signaling pathway. The transcript is spliced from 11 exons. Gene Ontology annotation, cellular component: membrane. Lineage: Eukaryota; Metazoa; Chordata; Aves; Passeriformes; Fringillidae. The coding region runs from base 1 to 6657 and encodes 2218 amino acids. The record is from RefSeq and is a predicted model, not a curated record. Gene Ontology annotation, molecular function: G protein-coupled receptor activity.